AGUGGUGGGCUGGGCCACGACGGAGAAGGUUGAACAUCUCAGCUCCUGAACGACAGUAAAUAAUGUGGAGGCAGGUGGCGGCGGCGAUGGCGGCAUUGCUGAUGGCAAUGCCCAUUCAAGCAGGGCUUCAGGAAGACAUCGAUGAGGCUGUCGACGAGAUGCCUGUCGCCCGAGCAAUACGAAAUAUUGUAUUUCCCGGCCAAAGUGCAGGAGGAGGAGGAGGAGGUAACUUUGGUGGGGGAGGAGGUUGCCAGUGCACCCCGAUGGUCGUCUGUAGCGCACCGCUGCAUGUUAUCCGCCAGACAUGCAAUCUUCCUGAUGGCAGCCAGGCUGUGUGCUGUCCUGCGGAAUUUCUCACAACCAAAUCACAAGCCAGUGGCCAGGGAGACAACAGGAUAUUUGGAGCUGCGAGAAUCAACGUCAGGGUUGGAAAUCUAAACUCCAAUGGAGUGAACGCAGCGUGUCAGAAAGGCAUCGAAGCCAUCAAACACACCGAUAAUCUGGAAAGGAAUCUCGUCAGUAAUAACGUGGUCCUUAAGAGCGGCACGCCAGCUGCAGGACAUUUGCGGCAGUUUAAAACCUCUACCCGGGCGAAGAGGAUGGCUCACAACGCCCAGGCUAUCGUGGAAGCCUCUACCAAUAUGUUAAGGGACUUUCAGUUAACAGCUCAGCAAGGAGGUUUUGGUUUGAAGAACGUGCCCGUGGCCGGUACGCUGCUGGGGCAGAUGUGCCCUCCUAUGCCCUCUUGCAGCAACCUGAAUCUCAGAUACCGCACCAUUGAUGGAUCAUGCAACAACCCAAACAAUCCCGCGUGGGGCAUGUCAACUACACCUAACCAAAGAAUCUUACCUCCCACCUACAGCGACGGUGUCUGGGAGCCCCGCACAAGAGGUGCCGACGGCAGUCCCUUGCCUAAUGUCAGACAUAUCAGCAAUAACGUUAUGGUUGAUUUAGACUUACCAGACACACAAUUCACAUCGUCCGUGAUGCAGUGGGCACAGUUUGUGGACCAUGACGUAGCCCAUGUUCCUUUCCCGUCCAUGAAUGGGAAAGGAAUUGAAUGUUGUCAUAAUGGACAAGAGAUAACUGGGAAUAUGCGUCAUCCAAAAUGCUGGCCCAUCAACACCGGCGGUGAUCGGCUUUACAGCUCCUUUGGCUCUUCCUGCAUGAACUUCGUGAGGAGCAUGUUAGCGGUAAACCCGGGACGAGACUGCACUUUCGGCUAUGGUGAACAGCUGAACCAAGUGACUCACUGGCUGGACGGCUCACAAGUUUAUGGCUCGACGGCUGAGGAGGAGCGUGAUCUGAGGACUUUUUCCAAUGGCCUCUUGCAGUUUUCUCCUAAAAAUUACUUGCCAAUUUUGCCAAAAAAUCAAGGCGGUGAAUGUGAGGCGCGUGAAAGGGGUGCCAUGUGCUACUCAGCAGGUGACUCGCGCGUCAACGAGCAGCCCGGCCUCACCGCUAUUCAUACCCUGUGGAUGAGGGAGCACAACCGUGUUGCCCGCGAGCUGCACAGCUUCAACCCGCAGUGGACGGACGAGCUGCUGUUCCAGGAGGCCCGCAGGAUCGUGGUGGCAGAGCUGCAGCACAUCACCUUCAACGAAUGGCUGCCUAUCAUUGUAGGGCGGAACUUUAUGGAUUCGUUCGGCAUUAAAGUACUAAACAACGGUUACAGCUUCGACUAUAAUGCCAACCUAAAUCCUAACAUGAACAACGAAUUUUCAACGGCCGCCUUUAGAUUCGGCCACUCGCUGGUGCAAGGAACGCUGAGAUUGUUCUCAGAGGUCGGUGGAGUCAGCACUAUUCAGCUAAGACACCACUUCAACUCUCCUCACAUAAUUCAAAACGAAGGCAAGCUAGAUGAAAUUGUGCGCAGCUUCACGCAACUUGCGAUCCAGAAAUUUGACAGUUUCGUCACCAAAGACUUGUCCAAUCACCUUUUCCAGACCCCAGCUACCCAGUUCGGAAUGGAUCUGAUGAGCUUAAACAUCCAUCGUGGACGUGAUCAUGGCAUCGCUACUUAUAACUCUAUUCGCGAGAUCUGUGGCCUUCGCCGCGCUAGAAAUUUCGAUGAUCUGAGGGACCAGAUGGACACAAAGUCUAUUGACAUUCUGAAGAACCUAUAUAGAAGUGUGGAUGACGUAGAUUUCUUCGUGGGUGGCAUGUCGGAAAAACCUGUGUCCGGUGGGCUGCUGGGAUGGACUUUCCUUUGCGUCGUGGGAGAUCAGUUCGCGCGUUUAAAGAAAGGAGAUCGAUACUUCUACGAUCUUGGAGGCCAACCAGGUUCAUUCAGCGAAGUUCAGCUCCAGGAAAUUCGAAAGUCUUCCUGGGCAAGAGUCAUCUGCGACAACACUGACACAAUCCGAGCUGUCCAGCCUCUCGCAUUCCAACUCCCGAACAACGGAUUCAACCAACCGUCUUCAUGCAGGAGUGGCAGCAUUCCCCGCAUGAACCUGCGGGCUUGGCAGCAGUAAAGCAGGCAGUCUUCCUCUCCACACUCAUCACCCUCACACAUCCAUGCACGUCCCAUGUCUGAUCGUAAAACACAUCUGUUUACUUGUUUACUCGAUACACAUGAUGGGUGGCAAUGGGAAAACUUGCUUUCUUAUGUAGAUGUUAAAGACACCUUUUAACCAUUAAUAUAGUGAA
Scylla paramamosain (green mud crab) is the source of this 2649-nucleotide messenger RNA. RefSeq names its product chorion peroxidase-like. Gene Ontology annotation, molecular function: heme binding; peroxidase activity. The record is from RefSeq and is a predicted model, not a curated record. Bases 63 to 2474 code for a protein of 803 amino acids. The transcript is spliced from 17 exons. Lineage: Eukaryota; Metazoa; Arthropoda; Malacostraca; Decapoda; Portunidae. Gene Ontology annotation, biological process: response to oxidative stress.